AUGGGUUCGCAGGGCGCAAUUCUGGAGGAGCUCGUGGAUCCCGUGCCCUGGUUCAACGACAGGGGCGAGCGGGUGUUUCGCCGUCACUCGGUGAACAGGAAGACGAUGAUGAGCACGAGGAGGGAGUGCAUGCAUGGCAUCCUCAAGGACGGCAUCAUCAAAGGCGCGCGCGCCGGGGCCGUUUUCGCCGUGCCGUCGACCGUGGACAGGAAGAGCUGGGUCCUCUGGCAGAUCGGCGCGGCGACCCUCUUCGAAGCGUUAUACGACGCGUUGGCAGCGCACCCGUCCAACAAGCAAGUCCAAAUCACCCUGCAGUGCGGCGUGAAGCACGUCACCCUGGCGCGCCCCAGCGCAAAGGUCUGCAUAUUGAAGUACUACCGCGACGAGCUCAACAGGAUGGUGGGCUACGGGGCCAAGACGACGUUCAUCGAGUGCUUCGCGAAAGCUUCCGAGGCCGUCAAGGGUUGGCAACAGUUCCUGGCAGAUGAGCGCAAGAAGAAGAAAGAUAUUGGCGCCCAGGAGCAGUUCGAAGAGGAUACUGGGGACGGCGACAUAGAGGAGGAAGAAGAGGGGGCGCCCCCCCAAAAGAAAGCUAGGCGCGGCAAGAAGGCGGAACCUGCGUCGACCCAACCGAGGACGCAGGCGGGGUUCAAGAACAAGCAGUGGGUCUGGGUGAGCGAGAACUUCCCCUCGGCGCGGGCGAAUCCCAACGAGUUCGUGCGAGCCAAGAUUGUGUGCGGCAAGCUCCAGGACGAACUUAAGAUGUGGAAAGACUUCGAAGCAUACUGCAUGAACUACGCAAGGUUCACGGACAGCAGCAUGUCCACGAACAAGGUUGUCAUUUGCAUGCAGGCCGUGUUGAAGUUCUUCCAGACUCAGGUCGACACUGCGAAGUACAGAGAGUUCCUCUUCGCGUGCCUGAAGCUGACGAUUCCCACAGACGAUGGGAUCCCAUGGUGCAUCCUGGAGUCUUCGGAUUGCAAGAAGCUGGACAGGCUCAAACAGAACAUGUUCGACUCGAAGGUGUUCAAGCGUGCCCGGGAGGCCGCCGACAAGGAACUAUUGGCGGCGCCAGCGGCGGUCAGGGCGGUUAGCAGCAAGAGCAGGGGCCCUAACAAGAAGACCAAGCUUCCACAGAGCAGGGUUUCGGACAGCAGCUGCACGAACGUGAACUUCAUGGACGACGUGAUCAAUUCGCUCUAUGCGACGGUGGAGAAAGUAAAGCAGUCGAGGAUUGAGGCGGACACCAUCAACGACUUGAUAGCAUUGUGCGCGGCUUUCGGCAUCGACGGAACCUUGGCCACGUGCUACUUGGGCGACGGCGACGACGGGGAGGAGAAAGUCUUUGAUGGCAAGUACUCUGAUGUUCGUGACGCCGUCGCUGCAUACUGCGCCAAGAAGCACGACGUGGAGGACUACUCGGGGAUCGAGGAGAUGCAGCCGCAGCCCAAGGUCCAGAACGCGGAGGAGGCAGAGGUCCCAGCAGCAGAGGGGCGGGAGCAGGAACAGGAGAAGGACGAAUUGCUUGGCUUGGAAGCCGAGGCAGCGGACUCCGAGCUCAAAGCGCACUUAGAGGAUCUCAAAUCCAUCGUCAAGAAGAUGCCGAAACUCAGGAACACGUUGGCCGACUACAUCGAGUCCAACCCCACGAAUUUUCAGACGGAGGUGGAGAUGCUCAGCUCUAGCGUUGCCAUGGCCAAAUGCAAGGCUCGUUUCUCUGGGAUUCGUGGCGGAGGGGAUCUUAUCAAUUGUAUUACCAACGAUUUCUCAAGUACAAUCAGUGCCGCUGUCGAGGUCCUUACGGGGAAGGACGGCAAGCAAGUCACCGCCCAGUUGAAGACUGCGCUUUGCUUCCUGAAAUCGAACAGGUCACAAGUCAGUUUGAAAGACGUUUCGGACAUUGGGGUGAUUGACUUCGACGAAUGUUGGGCCACGAUGAUCAUCCGGGCUAGCAGUGUGACGUCUAGCAAGCCGCCAGCACUGAAGACGACUGAAGAGUGGGAGCAGAGGAAGAGGGCGCUGACGUCCAGGCUCAGCAGAGACACCGCUCCUAAAUUGACUUUGCAAGUAAUCGAGAAGCUGAAGAUGACGCAGAAAGAAGCAAAGACACUGCGCAAGGAAGCCUCCGUGAAACUUCUGGUCGAGGCGGAGAUCACUUCGGAGAAGGAGACCGAGGAGCAGUUCCACAAGAAGCGGGGCGAUGACGUGCAGGGCUUCGUUCAAGAUAUGCUGCGCAACACGGAGACGGUCUAUGGCGAUGAGCACGGCGCAGACGACGGGGAGAAGGAUGGCGAUGGUGAAGACGCCAUUGAGAUCAGCGCCCAGGGAGAGAGCGCGGGCAGACCCAUGAAGACCAUUGAGGACUGCCAGUACGUCGGGGCCUUUCUCAACAUCAACGAUGCGUCUUGGAAAGCGGGCGCCUUGGGCCGCUUCCUCACGGACAAUAUCUUGAAGGCCUGGUACACAGGAAAGGACUUUGCGACCGAUUAUUCAUCUUCGUUGUCGGACGACGGAGUCAAUAACGUGUACAUUCGCACUGGUAAGGAAGGCAAGAUGAUGUGGAAGCAGAUGGUUUGGAUUCCCCAGCUGCUGAAGAUCAAGAAGGGGGAGGGGCCUGAGGAGGAGGUGGUGGAGGAUCAGAAGGCGAAUGAGGCGGAGGAGAAGAAGAAUGACGGUGAGGACGCGGCUGGGGCGGCUGUGCCCACAGACGCCGCCGCCGCAGCCGCCGACGGCGCAGCUGGCGACAAGCCGACUGCUGCGGGGGGCGAGCAGCACGCGGCAGCUACGGCAGACAAGGAGGAUGAGGAGAGCAAGCAAGCCGACGCCACCAAGUCCGAGGCCGAGGAGAAGCAGGAGAAGGCGUCCGGAGGGGAGUUGGCAGCAUCGGGUACCGAGAAGGCGCCGCAGGCGAAGAAGCCGAGGAUCGACUUCACCAAAGAGUUGGAGCUCGCCCUGGACUCUGGCAUCGAGCCUGCGGCGCCUCAGAAGCCGAAGGAGUCGGAGAUUAUCACCGAGCUCAUCGUCAAGGGUAUUGUCAUGACGUUCGUCGGUCAGGUUGUCCUGGAGCCUUGCGACGCCGAGGCGAUGGUCCCCACGCCUACGCCUGGCGUGAAGUGCUUGUAUCUCGGCCAGGUCACGCUUUCUGGCCAAUCGUUCCUGAUCAAGAUGUUGCCGAUCGCAGCCUGGUCCAACAUCAAAGGUUCCGUCGUAGUUCCCUCUUGGACGAUCGAGCUUGGGGGGGACAAGGACGACGCCGUCAAAAUUAUGUCCGUGGUCACGGAGCGGGUGUUUCCACGGGUGCCCGCAGGGGCCGCAGGGAACACAGAGGAGCUCAGCCUGAAGUUGGACAUCCACAAGCUCGUCAUUGCAGACAAGGCCAUCGAGUCGGAGGACGCCUUCGACGAUACGCCAGCGUCUCUCCGCAGGGAGCGGAUGCCGUGGGAUCGCCCUCUCAAGGGUUCGGCUGGGUCGGGGAAUAAGGAUGAGCAGGCUGCGAACCAGAGCAAGCGGGGCCGCAUUGCUCACCACCUUUUGCGCUGA
Messenger RNA from Prorocentrum cordatum, 3540 nucleotides. Lineage: Eukaryota; Dinophyceae; Prorocentrales; Prorocentraceae. The record is from the annotation of a GenBank genome assembly.